UUUCGUGAAUUAGAUUAGAUUAGCGAAGUUUGUCUAAGUCUCUCUCUUGGGGCCAAAGCAUCGUUUGUCAAUGGAAUUUGGCGAUGAAUUGAUCGAAGAUAUCGAUUGGAAUGCUUUGUUGGAGUGGGAGCCGCCCGUUCUCACCACUGAUUCCUCCGCUUCUUCUCCCUCGUCCGACCCUUCCUCGUGGAUCGAUGAGAUUGAAAACUUGUUGAUGAAGGAAGACGAUGAGGAGGCUGCUCCCAAGUCUGACCACGACGACGACCACAACGACAACGAAUUUUGUCAAAAUUUUCUCGCAGAUAUACUUGUAGAUUCUCCUGGCAACGAUUCCGACGAGGCCCCCACCGUCUCCGCCGCCGCCGCCGAGAAUGAUGGCAACGUUUCUAGCGAUGGAAAUUUUAAUUCCGAGAAGGAAGUAGAAGCGAAUCUCGACAACGAAGACGCCGAUGAUCCUGUCUCCAAGAAACGCAGAAGGCAAGUGAGGAAUAGAGAUGCGGCGGUGAGAUCAAGGGAGAGGAAGAAGAUGUAUGUGAAGGAAUUGGAGAUGAAAAGCAAGUAUUUGGAAGGAGAAUGCAGAAGACUGGGGCGUUUGCUCCAGUGUGUCUAUGCAGAGAAUCAAGCUUUACGCCUUAGUAGUAGUUGUUACGCAUUUGGUGGUUCCACCACAACCAAGCAGGAGUCUGCCGUGCUCUUCUUGGAAUCCCUGCUGUUGGGUUCCCUGCUAUGGUUACUAGUGGGCACCAUCACAUGCCUGUUAACACCGCAACUCACCCCUCCUCGACAACAACAACAACUACUAAAUCAAAAUCAAGAACAAGAUCGAAGAGAAUCAAGAAGUGACAAGAAUUAUGGGUACCCAAUCCAAUCUUUUGUAAAGAGUAGAAGAUGCAAAGCCUCCUGGACCAAGAUGAAACCUCCACCACACUUUCAAUUUCAUGGUUCUCUCCUAGUUUUUUAAUGUGUUACUCUAGCAAUGGGGCUUUAGUUAACUUUCUUCUUACCUAUAUAAAUUAUUAGUAUGUGUAUUUCUGGUUCUGUUUCGGAUUAUUAUGUAUUAUUAAUAUUAGUACGAGUUUAUGAAUUUAUAUAUUCCUAAAAAGAAAAAAAAAGAGAUCUAUGGUUUUGGUGUUGGAGUGUUAGGUGGGUGAUCUGGUGCUGGUGGUGUGUUUGUUGUAGUUUUAUUAGUUGAGCAGUUUGGUGAGUCAGUGGGCCAAUUUUUUAAAAUUACAGGAAUAUCCCUUUUGAGUUUUGAGCAUAUUCUCUCAAUCAAGAAUCCAUAGUUUAGUUUAGUUUGGUUUGGGUUGGUAAAUUUGCUUUUUCAACCUUUUAUCUUUAACACCUUUCCGCUCAUAGAUUCAUCUCUGUCCAAUUCAAUAAUAUCAAUGUGAAUUUCCCAAAUUAGCCUCA
Messenger RNA from Humulus lupulus (European hop), 1410 nucleotides. RefSeq names its product bZIP transcription factor 60. The record is from RefSeq and is a predicted model, not a curated record. The transcript is spliced from 3 exons. Lineage: Eukaryota; Viridiplantae; Streptophyta; Magnoliopsida; Rosales; Cannabaceae. Bases 71 to 961 code for a protein of 296 amino acids. Gene Ontology annotation, molecular function: DNA-binding transcription factor activity. Gene Ontology annotation, biological process: regulation of DNA-templated transcription.